This is a messenger RNA of Phytophthora nicotianae INRA-310, 3307 nucleotides long. RefSeq lists its product as hypothetical. The record is from RefSeq and is a predicted model, not a curated record. NCBI's taxonomy places the organism in Eukaryota, Oomycota, Peronosporomycetes, Peronosporales, Peronosporaceae. The transcript has 3 exons. The coding region runs from base 95 to 3307 and encodes 1070 amino acids.
CAGCAAUGCACAGUGUGUCGAUUGACACGGCUCAUUUGACCUUCGUCGUACAGCACUCAUUGCGCUUCACGGGUAGCUCCAUUAAUUGUGGAGUAUGGCGUCUUCGAGGCUGAAUGUGGCGUUUAUAUUCUCUGCAUUAUCUGCACUCUCGGUGCUGGCAGCUGCUGCUACUCAACCAGGCCAAAGCACGACAGAAUGGCCAUCACUGCGGUUCCACUUCACUGUCAAGCGCAGUUCCAUGACGGUACACGGUCAAUCCGACUUCUCCAUGUACGCCAACCCCAUUGUAUCGAGCAAAGCGGACGGCGUGCUCUACGACGUGUUCGCGACGUUUACAGAAGACUCGACGCUCUACAACUACACUAUUAUCGAUGGAGUCGCCCACUCCUCGAGCACUCCCUAUUCAGGCAGCCACUCGGACGACAGUAAAGCAACUCCAUCCGUAAGCUGUGUAGAUGCUGAAUCAAGUAAACUUCCCGACAUCAACGCUAUCGUUAGUGCUCUAAACGAUGCUACGGCGUUAACAUUGCAGAGUGAAGGUAUCAACUGUGACAGUGGGAGUCUGUUUAAGGUAUCGGUUAGAGGAGUUGACUUCGCUCUAUACGCUUCGGGAUCCUCUGGCUUCACCAUGCACGGAAGCGAUAUGGAUAUCGACGUGGAGUUUCUCGAAAGCCCUAUCGAUAUUGUGAUUCCAAUUCAGAAAUCCAAGACGGAGUGCAAGAAGACAGCGUUAGCGAGCUCGGUUACGGUAACCAGUAAGGGGUUGCUUACGGGACAACAGAUUUCGAACAAAGCGAGGAACCUGAAAGCGACGAGUUUCUCGUUUAGGGACAAGUCCUCAUGUUCUUGUAAGUCGACACCUCGUCCGUGUGUAUUUAUCCAUGGCCUCGGCGAAAAAGAAGAAAUGCCCGAGAACCAAGACGAAUUUACGGAUUAUUGGGGUAAACACUUGGCUGGACAUGGGCCUUGCUGCUCGUCGAUGAAGUUUGCGCGCCUGAAUACAGUGGAUAGCAUGUGGACGGACGCUAUUCUGCAAGGAAAAGUUUGCAACCGCGCGUUGUCUGCGAGUAACACCAGCAAAGACUCAGUUAUCAGUGAUACUAUCGUCGUCACGCACUCUAUGGGAAAUGUCAUGUUCGCUGGAGCUCUCUCUACCGGAAAAUGCCGGUUAGAUAUCAGCUCGACAUGGGUAGGAAUGGCCGGCCCGAUGCUCGGAAGCAUGUGCUCGGACUUUGUCCAGGACUCCUGCGCCGGAAAGACCAAUAUUGUAUGGGAAACGAUCGGAAAUAUCACUGGCCGAUGCCCAGCCAACACUGGAUUAAAGUCAUUAGCAUACGAAGGCGAAAGCUACAGCUCCGUAGCCUUGGAUGCAGCGUAUAAAGCGGCUCAAGAGAUUUAUCGUGCGAAUGUGUCGGCUGUCAUGUGCAGUAAGUCAAGCUCUGGACUGAUAUCGAAGUACCAAGCUCAAUUUUGGGGGUUAAGUGAAAUGGUUCCUCACAAAUCCAAGCUGAAUGACGGCAUGGUGGAAUUCCAGAGUUGUGCUGCGGGAUUUCCUGAAUCGAAGUUUGGGGGCAAUUACCGCGACCGCUUCUACGUGUCAAAACUCAACCAUUACGACAUGCAGUUCCGAGCUGGCGACUCACUCCUAGAUGAGGAGAAGAUGCCUCUGAAGUGGCGAGACUUUCACCACUCUUCACAACUCGGUGAAGUCAUGACAUCUUCUCUUCAAGGCGUACUGAUCGCCUCAAUGGUGAUACUAGUACUCUCUGCUCACGUUGCUGCUGCUCAGCAAAGGAAUUGGCCGUCUCUACGAUUCCACUUCACGCUCAAGCGCAGCUCCAUGAAAGUUCACGGCGACUCCGACUUCUCCAUGUACGCCAACCCUGUCUUGUCCGAUAAUAAUGACAACGUACUCUACGACGCAUUCGCAUCGUUCAAGGACAACACGAAUCUAUACAACUACACACUGAUCGACGGUGCUGCGUAUGCUUCAACUACUUCAUUCUCAGGCAGCUCCUUCGAGAAGAGCAAUGUGGUCUGUGUGGACUCGGAGUCUGGUACACUUCCAGCUAUUAACUCCAUCGUUACCGCGAUUAACGAGGCUACUGCUAUAUCGAGUGUGUCUGGAAGUGGCAGUGACGCCAUCAAAUGUUCCAGUGGACAUUUAUUCAAAGUUACGAUCAAAAGUAUCGAUUUUGCGCUGUGUGCGUCUAGUUCUUCGGGAUUCACGAUGCAUGGGACUGAUAUGGACAUCGAUGUGAAGUUUUUGGAGAGGAGCUUUGAUAUCCAGAUGCCUGUUAUGGACAGCAAGAGCCAGUGCACAAAGGUGGUGUCGCCUACAUCGGUGACUUCGAUCGGAAAACUACUAUUAACUGGCCAGUCGAUCUCGAAAAACUCACGGAAUUUGAAAGCUGCAUUCGAUUUUUCUUUUAGAGGCAAGUCCGUCUGUACUUGUCAAUCGACCCCUCGGCCGUGCAUCUUCAUUCACGGUCUUGGAGUGAAGACGGAGACGUCGUAUAACGAAGACUGGUUCUCUUACUGGGGUGACGCCAUUAAAGGCCACACGCCCUGCUGCUCUUCAGUUAAAUACGCCCACCUCGACACGGUGAACAAUACCUGGACUAGCAAGACUCUACAAAGCAAAGUCUGUAACCGCGCUCUUGCUGUCAGCAGUACAAGCACCAAGUCAGUUAUUUCUGAUACGAUCGUGGUCACACACUCGAUGGGUAACUUGAUGUUUGCUGGAGCGCUUGCUACUGGGAAGUGCAGCUUGGAUUCAAGCUCCACAUGGGUAGGAAUGGCUGGUCCAAUGAUCGGAAGUAUGGCGUCUGACUUUGUUCAGGAGUCUUGUUCUGGAGAGACCAACAUAAUGUGGGAAGAGAUUGGCGACAUUACAGGAAGAUGCCCGCCAAAUACCGGCCUGAAGUCGCUAGCUUACGAGAAUGGGAAUCACAGUACUCCCAGCAUGAACAAAGAGUAUGAGGCUGCCCAGAUGGCCUACCGAGAGAAUGUGGCUGCGCUAAUGUGUGGCAGAUCAUACUCUGGCCUAGUAUCCAAAUAUCAGGCCAAAUUUUGGGCGCUAGGCCAUAGUAUUCCACACAAGUCCAAGGAAAACGAUGGCAUGGUGGAGUUUCAGAGCUGUGCUCAUGGCUUCCCAGAGUCCAAGUUCGGAGACAACUACCGUGAUCGCUUUUACAAAACGAAGCUGAAUCACUACGAUAUGCAAUUUCUCGCGGGAGAUUCAGUCAUGAAUGAGGACAAAAUGCCUGUCAAGUGGUUUAAAGUUUCCUCAACGCCUCCUGUUUAA